GAUUAGCAAAUCUACGGUAAUUUCCCAACUCAACUGCAGCCUUGCAACUCCUUAAAUACCAGCCUUUUUCAGUUCUGAGCAGUAGUGCUUGAUUGCUGGACGAGCCAUGAAGACACUGGUGACUUUUGCCCUUGUGGGACUUCUAGCCCUUUGGGUGGAACUACCUUUCACAGCUUGUCAGAACACUCCAAGAGAAAAAUCUGGAACUUGCCCCCCAAAUCCAUUCAGAUGCAGUGUAAAGGGAAAGGAUGCCUGUGAUUAUGACUCUGACUGCCAGGGAAUUAAAAAGUGCUGCUACUUCAAUUGUGGCAAGACUUGCAGAAACCCACAAGGCAAACCUGGAAUCUGCCCGAGAGAUAUUUGCAGAUGCAGUGGCCCUCAACCCGAUGAGUGCAAAGAUGAUUAUAUUUGCCCUGGAAGGAAAAAGUGUUGCUAUUUUUGUUGCGCAAUGCGCUGUAAGGAUCCAAAAUUCCAAGAAGACUGAGACAUUUUUCUUGGGUGGAUGAUGUUUCCCCUUCAUCCUAAAAUGCCUGAAGACCACAGGUGUUGAUGGCUCAUCCUGUUUAUGAAGAUUGGGAAAGAAGCAAAAUGUUCGAGUGGGAAAUGGGCUUCUUUUUCAUUACUUUUCUAUUUCCCUGCUAAUAAACAUUAUAAAA
Molecule: messenger RNA, 656 nt
Organism: Zootoca vivipara (common lizard)
Lineage: Eukaryota; Metazoa; Chordata; Lepidosauria; Squamata; Lacertidae
Source: RefSeq, a predicted model, not a curated record